GUGGAGCUAUCAUGUUCUCCCUAGUAACCUAAGAUCCUGACCUACCUUGCCAAGGCCGACCAGCUGCAAGUAUCAUGGCGGUAUCACAUGAGAACCAGGUGCGCCUGGCCCAUUCAUCACCACUAGACACCUUGGUUCGGCGAACUUCGUCUAAACGACAGGCCGUCCAACGGAAAGAAGAACAUGAGGCUCGGAAGCAGGCUACUGCCAUCAAUCCCUCUUUCCCAGUGCCAUCUUCCUCUCGGUCAACUCGUUUUCCGGCGUCGUUACAAAUCCAAGAUUUGCAUGCAACUUCUCCGCCGAGGCCAUACUAUGCAACUAGUCCGAGAGUGCCCGAGUCUCCUCUGUUGCACUCGCAAUUCCGUAAUUCGACAGCUAGCAAUGCUGACUAUCUUAACAGAAAGUCGUUUCUGUCGUUGACGGACGAAUCAAACGGAUAUUAUGACGAGCUUGAAUCAUAUUACGAAGAGAAUAGCAUGUAUUCACUGCGGCAAAGUCACACCCCCGGCGCUUCUACAGACAGCCACCGUGCUUGGCAUACCACCCUAGAACCUACCAGUGGUUCCACAAAUGUGUUGAACAUACAAUCCUCGGUUCAUGACAUGCAUCUGUCAAACUCAAGCACUCCCGUUCCAACCGUCGUGGUUUCCCAGCCCGUGGAUGUCGACAAGCAGGUCGCCGCUAAUGAGCCAAAACUUGGCGGAAAGUCACCCAUAGUUGACCCUACUCCCCGCAUAAACUUUUCCAGGCCAGGCAGACCACCAAUAAUCUCCUCUGAAGAACAGAAACGCCAGGUUCUUGAACGAAAUUCACGAAGAACCCGUUCUCCACUGACCGCUCAUACCCCCCUUUCGUUUGUUCCAAUUACGCCCCAGACGGGCGUAAGCUUUCCUGAAAACCAAUUUUUGUCGCCUACGCCGCAAUCUGAUGCACACUCGCCAGGGUCCUAUCUUCAACCAAACUAUGCUGUUUCUUCCCCGACCCUUUCAUCCCCCUCCCAUGUACACCUCCCCUCUCACCCCCCGUCUGUACGUCCAAGCUCACCAGAAAGCUUAUACUCCACCUCAUAUUCAUUUUACCGUCUGAGCGAUGGCUCUCCAUCCCCAACUGGCAAUUCAAAUUUCCCUACCCAAUCACCUUCCUCGCCGGGCAACCGUUCACCUUCUACCGAGCCUUCAACUCCACAAGAAUAUCUCCAGCUAGGAAUACAAUACCACGAGGCCAACAAACUACAAGAUAGCGCAUUUUACUUCGAGAAAAGUGCAAAGGAACAGGGUGGCUGUGGGACAGGGAUGCUCUUGUGGGGAUUGACGCUGAGGCAUGGGUGGGGAUGCGAGAAGAACGAGAAAAGUGGUUUCAAGUGGCUCACAAAGGCCGCGGAAAGCGCUGUGGAUGAUCUGGGCAAGGCGAGAGAAGGCAUGGAUGUGAAGGCUGUUAGAUCGGAGCUUGUGCUAGCGAUUUACGAGGUUGGGCAAUGCUUCUUUCAUGGCUGGGGCGUGGCUAAGGACUACAAGAUGGCAGUCAGUUACUAUCGAGUUGCUGCAAACCUCGGCGACGGGGAUGCACAAGAAGAUCUCGCUUUUUGCCUAGCCAAUGGCAAAGGGUGCAAAAAGGAUAAGAAAGAAGCUGCUAAGUGGUAUCGCGCUGCUGUCGCACAAGGUGCCAGCGACGUAGGGAUGGCGUGGAUCUACAAGGACAAAUACAAGGGCUAGCGCGCUGGCCAAUGAUGAAGAAUCCUGCACCGCGGAACAGCAGCUCUGCGCAUCAUCAGCGAUGCCCACAAAAGGCCCAUAUUCGACUGAAUCCUCACAACAGACGGUGGAUAAAAGAGCUCCUCGAGGAGAAGGCGAGAUCAUGAAUUUCUGUCACAUAUAACCAUGAAUAUAGGAGAGGUGGACAGGACAAUGGAUGUACCAUUUUGGAUAAGUCAUUUAAUGUAUCUUCGAACUGCGAUUUAGAUGUACAAGCUCUUGUCAUCCUUUGCUUUGCCAUUUGGAGUACUCUGUUGGUUAAAUGCUUCGACAUGAAGGACAAGGCGCCAGGGGAGCAUGACUUGGCCGACAAAGCGACUAGUCUCGUUUCCCAGAAUGUACUCCUCAGUGUUAACGAGGAUGAUAUUCAAAAGUUGGUCAGUGCCCAUAAAUGUGCCAAUGAACACUCGAUUAUCGGUCGUCGUGAUGCGAAGUGUUGUA
Suillus discolor is the source of this 2192-nucleotide messenger RNA. RefSeq lists its product as uncharacterized. The record is from RefSeq and is a predicted model, not a curated record. The transcript has 4 exons. Gene Ontology annotation, molecular function: protein binding. NCBI's taxonomy places the organism in Eukaryota, Fungi, Basidiomycota, Agaricomycetes, Boletales, Suillaceae. The coding region runs from base 75 to 1712 and encodes 545 amino acids.